AUGGUAUCGACUCACAAUAGAGAUAAACCUUGGGAUACAGAAGAGAUUAAUAAAUGGAAAAUAGAAGAAUUUAAACCUGAAGAUAACGCAUCUGGUUUACCCUUUGCUGAAGAGUCAAGUUUCAUGACACUUUUCCCCAAAUAUAGAGAAACAUAUUUAAAAUCUGUUUGGAAUGAUGUUACUAGAGCUUUAAAUACACAUAAUUUAGCAUGUGUCUUGGAUUUAGUUGAAGGCUCCAUGACUGUAAAGACAACAAGAAAGACUUAUGAUCCAGCUAUCAUCUUGAAAGCUCGUGAUUUAAUUAAACUUCUGGCAAGAUCUGUCCCAUUCCCACAAGCUGUCAAAAUUUUGGAAGAUGAUAUGGCUUGUGAUGUUAUUAAGAUUGGUAAUUUCGUCACAAAUAAGGAAAGAUUCGUGAAAAGAAGACAACGUUUAGUUGGACCAAAUGGUAACACUUUAAAGGCUUUGGAGUUAUUGACUAAAUGUUAUAUAUUGGUUCAAGGUAAUACUGUCAGUGUAAUGGGACCAUUUAAAGGUUUAAAAGAAGUUCGUCGUGUUGUAGAAGAUUGUAUGAAAAAUAUUCAUCCAAUUUAUCAUAUUAAAGAGUUAAUGAUCAAGAGAGAAUUGGCUAAGAAACCAGAAUUGGCAAAUGAAGAUUGGUCUAGAUUCUUACCCAUGUUUAAAAAGAGAAAUGUUGCUCGUAAGAAGCCAAAGAAAGUUAAAAAGGAAAAGAAAAUUUAUACUCCAUUCCCACCUGCUCAAUUACCUAGAAAGGUUGAUUUGGAAAUUGAAAGUGGUGAAUAUUUCUUGAGUAAAAGAGAAAAGGAAAUGAAGAAAUUAAAUGAACGUAGGGAACAACAAGCUGAAAAGCAAGUUGAAAAGGAAACAGAAAGAAAUAAAGAUUACGUUGCUCCAUCAGAACCAACAUAUAAAAGUUCAAACAAAUCCAAGUAA
Messenger RNA from Naumovozyma dairenensis CBS 421, 954 nucleotides. It is a transcript of the gene KRR1, whose product is annotated as ribosome biosynthesis protein KRR1. Gene Ontology annotation, molecular function: RNA binding. Gene Ontology annotation, cellular component: small-subunit processome; nucleolus. NCBI's taxonomy places the organism in Eukaryota, Fungi, Ascomycota, Saccharomycetes, Saccharomycetales, Saccharomycetaceae. Bases 1 to 954 code for a protein of 317 amino acids. The record is from RefSeq and is a predicted model, not a curated record. The transcript has a single exon.